Cryptomeria japonica (Japanese cedar) is the source of this 2000-nucleotide messenger RNA. Its product is annotated as type I inositol polyphosphate 5-phosphatase 8. The record is from RefSeq and is a predicted model, not a curated record. The coding region runs from base 54 to 1319 and encodes 421 amino acids. Gene Ontology annotation, molecular function: phosphatidylinositol-4,5-bisphosphate 5-phosphatase activity; inositol-polyphosphate 5-phosphatase activity; phosphatidylinositol-3,4,5-trisphosphate 5-phosphatase activity. NCBI's taxonomy places the organism in Eukaryota, Viridiplantae, Streptophyta, Pinopsida, Cupressales, Cupressaceae. The transcript has 8 exons. Gene Ontology annotation, biological process: phosphatidylinositol dephosphorylation.
CUCUGCAGGUAUGACAUGUUCUUGUGCAUUGAUAUUGAGGAGUGGAUCAAGUAAUGUGGCCUCGAUUGAUGGCAAACAAAUGGCUGCGCCUCAAAUCAGGCGGGGAAAAAUUCAAGAGCGAUGCAGAGGACGAAGCAGUUCAUGCCCACUUCUCCAAUGGACUUCCUAAUCUCAACAAAUCACCAAAGAGUUGUCCAGCGCUGUUGCGGGGACAGUCGGAGACUCUGUGGACGGAAUGUGUCGAUAAUUUCAAUUACAGGAUGUUCGUGGGUACAUGGAACGUUGGUGGAAGAACACCGAAAGACACAUUGGAUUUGGAGAACUGGCUUGGCAAGAAAGAAUCUUGCGAUAUAUUUGUUAUUGGGCUACAGGAAAUCGUUCCGCUCAAGGCUAGGAAGAUUUUUGGCGCACAAAACAGCAGGGCAGCCGAUAAAUGGGAUGCUCUCAUCCGGGGCGUGUUGAAUAAAAGGGCUGCACCAGAAAACGAUUUGACUUCCAGGAGCACAAGCUUUCCCUUUUCCGAUGGAGAAGAGUCUCCGGUACGACAAUGGAUUAUCGAAGACACCCACAGCAUAGACAAGUUUAAAUUGGAUGGACCAUGGAGCGAGAGAAAACUGUUCAUAAGAGUUGCAAGCAAACAAAUGGUGGGAAUAUUCAUCACAGUAUGGGUGAAAUCUGAGGUGAGGCAUCAGAUUCGGGACUUGAAAGUCUCCUGUGUGGGAUGCGGCAUCAUGGGCUGCCUGGGCAACAAGGGAUCUGUUUCCGUUAGCUUGUCAUUUCAUCAGACGAGCUUCUGCUUUGUGUGCACACACUUGGCUUCGGGUCAAAAACAGGGUGACGAGAUCCGCCGAAACUCCGACGUUGUAGAGAUCCUCAAGAGAACCUAUUUUCCUCGAGAUACCAAAUCCGGUUUGGAGUUGCCGCAGACCAUUGAAGGACAUGAUUGCAUCAUCUGGUUUGGUGACUUGAAUUACCGGCUCACCAUAGGAGAGUCGGAAGCAAAAUCUCUCAUCCACCAAAAAGAUUGGAAGACAUUACGACUGAGCGAUCAGCUUCAAUGGGAGAAAAAUGCCGGACGAUUUGAAGGGUGGGAGGAAGGGCAUUUAGAUUUCGCCCCAACAUACAAAUAUGCUGCACAUUCGGACCAAUACUGCUGUACCCAGGACAAACCAGGAGGAAAAUGCCGCGUUCCAGCCUGGUGUGACCGGAUACUUUGGUAUGGGAAAGGGAUGAAGCAAUUGUCGUAUGAGAGGGCAGAGAGUACAUUUUCGGAUCACCGCCCUGUGUCCGCCAUUUUUACCAGUGCUGGAGCUGCUUAGAAAAGAGAAGCUGAGAAAAAAGCAUUCUUCAAAUUACUCUAAUUAGGCGCAGAUGAUAAAUCGAGUCCUACUCUGAAGAGGAACCGCUUACCAGUCGCCUAUAAUUUCAUUCACAUUCAAGAGUACUAAAUAAUGAAUGACAAGAGCAUGGAUGUGGAUCUGGAUCUACUGCCAAUCCUAAUCAACAUGGAUGACCGUAAGAGCUUAAAUGUUGAGUCCGAAGUCCAUCGUGAACCUUAUGAUAACUGUGCUGUGUGUAGCAAGAAGACCUUGAUAACCCAAGCAAUAGAGGUUGAGGUUAUGGGGUGUUGAUCAGAAAAGAUCAAACCGCGAUUUCCAGUUUUCAAGCCAACAAAAUUGGAACUGGGCAAUUUCCUGUGGGGGGAGAGUACAUGCAGGCCAAGUUCUAUGGAAAGCUGCAUCUCUUUCUCACACGCUUGGAAAUUGCGUCAGCAGAAUUGCAUUUGUGGAGCAGUACAUCUUUAAAGUAUCUGAAGUAAUAUCUAAAAAUGGCAAGAUGUGGCUGUCACAAUGAUCACUAAUACUACGGAGGCUGAAAGAAAAUAUGCUUCUCAGAUUUACAGUCAGAUAUUUAGAUCCGCGUCCAAUUCAGCUUCCUCCUCUUUUUUUAAGUUAUAAAGCGGCUUUGAAGAUUUGAGGGGCUUGGGCUUUCAGAUUUAU